AUGAUGGCUGGCACGGUUGAAUCGGUCGGCCGGAACUUAGAAGCAUAGGGAUCGAGCUCUCAUAUUCCGUGAUGUGAAGACGCAUGUGCGGCGUUUCUCGGAGGAUUUCGGAGAAAUUUGGGAGGAAAUUGGGGGCAUCGGGCUCAUUGGAACGUAAUCGGUAUCGGUCGGAGCACUGUCGAGGCACUACGAUGGCGAAUCAUAAUUGAUUGUUCACCCUCGUGACCGCGGUCUGCGAAAAUGGUGAAAACUUCAAGCGAAGCGCUCGUUGGGUUGAAGCAGCAGCACUCGAAGCUCCUAGCGCGUUUUUCCUAUUACCGUUGUUGUUUUUGAGGAGUCCGGCUACCUAAUGGCUUCUUCGGCUAUGACCGCCCAUAUUUGUCCGGAAGUCUACAAUCUGCAGGGACUCAAUGGCGUUCAGAGCACUAACGGAGUUUUCAAUGGAGCUAACGACAAAGCUGCUAUCACAACUUUCCUGAAGCCGGUCACCGUCCUGACGAACCUCCAGAGAGGCAACGUUCCUACUCAGACACCGAUGAAUUUGAUUCUGAGAUGUAUCCAUCAACUAGUAGCUCAAGGAGAUAUUCCGAAAGAGCCCUUCGCGGAGUCGCGCAUCGAGCUCUGCGAUAGCGAAGGUCUGACACCUCUGAUGUGGGCUGCGUUCCAUGGUCAGCUGCUUUCCGUCCGAAAACUUCUGCUUCAGAGGGUCAAUGUCAACGCUCAGGGUUUCCAGGGCCAAAGUGCUCUCCUGUUUGCCGCAUGCCGAGGUCAUACGUGCGUUGUGAAGGAACUUGUCGCCCACGGUGCGGAUAUAAAUCACGCCGAUUGCGACGGAUGUACCGCGUUAAUGUACGCAGCGUCUGGGGACCAUGCUGAGACAUGCAAAGAACUCUUGCUCGCGGGAGCGUCGGUUUUCGAUCUGAACGAGUUCAUGGAUACAGCGUACGAUCUCGCCGCUGCCGGACCCAGCGAACACGUUCUCGAAGUUUUUGAGAAUCAUCUCUUCAACCUAUUCGACUGAGGGAAGCCCCUCGGAUCGUGUCCUGGCCUGGUCAAUCGGUGAACGACUUUAUCGCCUAU
Messenger RNA from Galendromus occidentalis (western predatory mite), 1080 nucleotides. RefSeq names its product ankyrin repeat family A protein 2. The record is from RefSeq and is a predicted model, not a curated record. Bases 350 to 1021 code for a protein of 223 amino acids. Lineage: Eukaryota; Metazoa; Arthropoda; Arachnida; Mesostigmata; Phytoseiidae. Gene Ontology annotation, molecular function: protein binding. The transcript is spliced from 8 exons.